AUGGUCAAAGUUUUGCAAGAGUUUUCAACUGUCGACGACCACAAUCCCACGCAUCCAGCUCUCUCUGCAUCCUCCGCUGCCCUUGAUCUUGCCCUCUCUCCUUCGCCCGCUCCUGACGCGCCUUCUUCCAACGGUUGGGGCAAUAUUAACCGUCACCGCACCCAACAGAGCUUGUCUGCUAUCAACACGUCUUCGCUCAACGGAGCUGCUUCUUCUGGAGACAUCGGCAACCGUUCUUCUGUUCGUCACUCGCUCGACCUGAAGUUCUACCCAGACGCCCCCUCGGACAACAACCAGAACGCCAUCGUCUCCCCAACCGGAAACCACAUGAUGGCCACUCCUCCCAAGCUGCAGAGCUCCUUCUCUGCCAACGACGUGCCCACCGUCAAGACCACCAACGGCGGCUCGGUUACCAACAACCAUGCUCAGCAGCACUUCCACAACCACAAUGCUAGCAUUGGUCGCAUUCCUGCCGGCGCCGUUGCGGGCCGUCACAGCCGUGAGCUGUCCAGCGACAACAGCAUGGGCGGUCAACGCGAGCAGGCUGGACCUUACCCCUCCAUCCAGUCCGCUCUCCAGGCCAACGCCGCUCCCUUCGGUCCCGGCGCGCCUGGCCAGGGCUUCCCUCACACGUCCCAGGGCAAUCAGACUCCCAGUGGCACUGCUACCGCUGGCCCCAACAACGGCUACGGCGGCUUCUAUCCCAAUGGCUACGUCUCGCCCAACAGCAACGGCCCGCCUACCUCUGGCCCCUACGGUGUGCCUCUCCUGGCCAUGAGCAUGCAGAACAUGAAUCUCAAUGGCAACAACAUGUACCCUGCUCAGAACUACGCUGGCUAUGGCUCGCUCUACACUCCGCAGCAGCCCCAGCCUCGUGACAGCCAGGCCCGGGUCAUCCAGCACCGCCGCCAGAUGGACAAUGAAGCCAUGUCCCGCUACAACGGCCUUGCUCUUGAGAACGUUGGUGGCCAGAUCUACGAUCUCUGCAAGGACCAGCACGGCUGCCGCUAUCUGCAAAAGAAGCUCGAAGAGCGCAACCCGGAGCAGGUCCACAUGAUCUGGCUUGAGACCAACCAGCACGUCAUCGAGCUUAUGACGGACCCUUUUGGCAACUACCUCUGCCAGAAGCUUCUGGAGUUCUGCAACGACGACGAGCGUACCGUUCUCAUCCAGAACGCUGCCGUCGACAUGGUUCGCAUCGCCCUUAACCAGCACGGCACUCGCGCUCUCCAGAAGAUGAUUGAGUUCGUCACCACUCCCACCCAGAUCGAGAUGAUCAUCAACGCUCUUCGCUUCCAGGUCGUUGAGCUCAUCCAGGACCUCAAUGGCAACCACGUCAUUCAGAAGUGUCUCAACAAGCUCAGCGCCCAGGAUGCGCAGUUCAUUUUCGAUGCUGUUGGUACCAACUGCGUCGACGUUGGAACUCAUCGCCACGGCUGCUGCGUCCUCCAGCGCUGCAUUGACCACGCCUCUGGUGACCAGAAGGUCUGGCUGAUUGCCAAGAUCACGGAGCAUGCUCCGAUCCUUGUCCAGGACCCCUUCGGCAAUUACGUUGUCCAGUACAUCAUCGACCUCAACGAGCCUUCCUUCACGGAGCCCAUCGUCCGCAUGUUCCAGAACCGCAUCGGCCAGCUGUCUCGCCACAAGUUCAGCUCCAACGUCAUCGAGAAGUGUCUGCGCUGCUCCCAGGAGCCGUCCCGCGACAUGAUUGUUGAGGAGCUUCUGACCCCCGGCGAGAUUGAGCGACUCCUCCGCGACUCGUACGCCAACUAUGUCAUCCAGACCGCUCUCGAGUACGCGACCCCUCACAGCAAGUUCCGUCUGGUCGACGCCAUCCGCCCCAUCUUGCCGUCCAUCCGUUCGACCCCCUAUGGUCGACGCAUCCAGGCCAAGAUCCAGGCCUUUGAGGGCCGUGGUAGUGCCACUUCCAGCGGCCAGGUCACACCCGCGGACCCCAGCCAGGGCCAGAUUCCCCUGCGCUCCGGCCACAACCGCGCCAUGUCCAACAACACCUCCAUUGUUGCCCCUGGCGGAGCUUUCGGCAAUGGUCUGAAUGGCGGUCUCAACGGCGGAAUGGCUCCCCGCGGCAACCAAGCCAGCUACCCCGCGGCCAACAGCGUCACGGUGCCUCCUCCUGGUCCCCAGAGCCAGCGCAUGCCGCAUUUUGGCUUCAACGGCCAGCAGCGCAGCAACGGAGGUGCCCCUGCUGACGCGGGCGCGGGCGAGGCUCAAUGGCUGUAA
This is a messenger RNA of Colletotrichum spaethianum, 2241 nucleotides long. RefSeq names its product pumilio domain-containing protein. NCBI's taxonomy places the organism in Eukaryota, Fungi, Ascomycota, Sordariomycetes, Glomerellales, Glomerellaceae. The record is from RefSeq and is a predicted model, not a curated record. Gene Ontology annotation, cellular component: cytoplasm. The transcript has 3 exons. Gene Ontology annotation, molecular function: mRNA binding. Gene Ontology annotation, biological process: post-transcriptional regulation of gene expression. Bases 1 to 2241 code for a protein of 746 amino acids.